Malaya genurostris is the source of this 3959-nucleotide messenger RNA. Its product is annotated as cystinosin homolog. Lineage: Eukaryota; Metazoa; Arthropoda; Insecta; Diptera; Culicidae. Gene Ontology annotation, biological process: L-cystine transport. The record is from RefSeq and is a predicted model, not a curated record. Gene Ontology annotation, cellular component: lysosomal membrane. Bases 524 to 1696 code for a protein of 390 amino acids. The transcript has 5 exons. Gene Ontology annotation, molecular function: L-cystine transmembrane transporter activity.
AUUUGCGUAACUGUCUAACAAGCUGAAAAGUAGGUAGAUUAUCAAUGACAGAUGUGGCAACCUAGAAUUAAAAUAAAAUCUAAUCGGGUGACUGAGAGCGCCACACAGUGGAGAUUCCGGGAACUUUUUGAUCAAGAUAGUACUGGAAAAAACACACAAAUUUUGACAUAGAACUGCAGAUAACUCAAAAAUUGAGCUUUAAAUCUCGACUUCAAUCGCGUCCUGGCUGGAUGGGAGCUUGAUUGUAAUUGAUCCAACCAUGCCUGAAAUCUCAACGUAUACGUAUUUUAUAAAUUUAUCAUGGUUUUCUUGAACGAUGACGCGAAUGCAUCACCUUUUUAUACAUAAACACAAAAGAGAUAAAAAGCUAUCUCUUUUCCAGGAGAAAAUCAUUAUCUACGACAAGAUUCAUUUAUUAAGCACUACGCUAUUUGCAUGCCGAUUAUCACGAGAACUCAUCUCGGCUAUCGUUAUGCGAAACAAUAUCUCGUUUUAGUUUAAUUGUGGCAAUCACUUGAGAAAAAUGGUACUAGUCAGAGUUUUGUUUACUAUCAUCUGUCUGAUACAAGGCUUCAAAAGUGUGUUACCAGGUGGGAUGAAUCGACUCCGAAUACGGCUGAAUCCACAAGAGUACACCGUCACUUUUGGCGAACCGGUAACUUUGAAUCUAUGGAUUGAUGGUUCCGCAAGUGAAAAUUUAUCAAUACUGUUCGAUGCCGAUGGGAACAGUUUCGUAAAAGUCGUACCUCAACUAACGCAAUUAUUUCAAACUGAAAUAUAUUCAAACAACGUAACACACUUGGAAGCUAUCGGACUUCGUCCUGGUCGAUUUAUUGUCAAACCUACCGUCGACCCGGAAGGAGCUGUUGACGAUCGAAGAUUAUUUGUACGACUGAAAGUCGCUUUGUAUCAUCCAUUGAUCCUGAUUUCUCUGUUGAUCGGUUGGAGUUAUACGGCAUGCUGGUGCAUCGGUUAUUAUCCUCAGAUAGUUCUGAAUCAUCGCAGAAAAAGUGUCGUUGGUUUGAGUUUCGAUUUCCUUCACAUCAAUAUUCUUGGACAUAUAGCGUAUGCGAUCUUCAAUUCAUUUAUGUACUGGAAUAGUUAUAUUGAGCAAGAAUAUUUCAACCGUCACCCUUACGGACUUAAUCCAGUGAUCGGAAAUGACGUGGGAUUCGCUGUCUAUGCGUCCUUUGCUACGGGUUUCACAAUUAUCCAGUGCUACAUGUACGAAAGUGGAGGAAACAGCGUUUCUAGUGCAGCAAAGGUAAUCAUUGGUGCCCAUUUCGUCGUAAUUAUUGGUUCGCUGGUGAUGGUGCUGUUCGGAUCUCAUCAUUGGUUGGAUUUCCUAUAUGUACUGAGCUACGUCAAACUAUCUACCACUUUGAUCAAGUAUUUUCCUCAAGCAUACAUCAACUACAAGAGGAAAAGCACCGAGGGUUUCGCUAUUAUGAACCGGCUUCUGGACAUCGCAGGCGGUUUGUUUGGCAUCCUUCAGAUGGUUAUAAAUGCGUGGAAUUUCGACGAUUGGCAAUCAAUAAUCGGUGACCCUGUGAAGUUUGGAUUGGGAGUAUUCUCCAUACUAUUCGAUUUGGUAUUCAUUUCUCAACACUAUAUUCUGUACCGCAAACCAACCAAAACGUUCAAAUCUGACGGCAGUGGAAUGAAGGUAGUUUAUAACAUGGCUGGUUCAAAAUAGCGUGUACACUCCAAUACUUGUGAUGUAGUGUUAUCGGAUUACUUUUAUUGUAAUGUAUUACAACACUACUGUUGUAAGAUCUGGAACAUGUGAAAAGCUUCGAGAUUCGAGUGAAAAACAGCUUGCUAACUAGGUGUUGCUAUCUUAUCUUAUUGCAAAAACAUCGCGUGUAAAAAAAUAUGUGCAAUACUAUACCAUACAAAGUAAAUGAGCUCAAGAAAGCUAUUAAAGCUUGAAGCUUGUGUUUUGACAUUAAGAAUUAAUGUAAAGUUUGAUUAAAUACAAUUACGCCUAUUAAUAUCGGUACAAUCUAUUCCUAAAGACUGUACUCGAGAAAAAUGCGACUCUUUCUAAAUUUUAGUUGAAACUAGUGUAAAGAAAAUUUAGUCACAAACUGGUAAGUGGUUUUCGAUGUAGUUUCCAAGCAAGAAGUCAUUCGACGAAAAAUUAUCCGGGAUUUAAAAUACCCAAGCAACCAUAAGUUCCACAAUUACUUAAAACAUCCACUUUUUUGCUGCUUAAAAGUACAAGCGGAACUUUUGAGAUCUUGAAAGUACAUAACAGGUUUAGCGUGUACUUUCUCACUGCUUAAGAAAACACGUGGUAUUUUUUUGACAGUUCGAAGCACAGAAUAAGUUCCGCGUGAACUUUCUCGCUGCUUAUAUGUAGUGGUAUUGGUUAAACAAUACUUUUUCAUAUCGUAAAAUAUUUGUGAGUAGAGAGAGAUAAAGUAAUGAUAUUUGUGUUUAGGGAGGAAUACAGUUACAAAAACAAGAUGUAAACAUUGAAACUAUUCAAAUCACCUAUCAGAACAGAAUUGAUUUAUCUCAUCUCCAUGCUUAUUCUGGAGUUAACAAUCUGCAAUCAUUCUGGCAGAAUUCCGGCAAAAAUGGCUAGCAGACAUAGCCAGCCGUCUUGGGGGGAAUCUGCCCGCCGCGUACAAGUGGGAGACAGUUUACUGUUUGCCUUUACUACACAGAUAAAAAUGUUUUGUGAAUUUACGUCUAUUUUCAUGCACAUAUUUGGAGCAGGUAGUUAAACAUAACAUUACUUUACAAUUCUGUACGUUUCAAUAUAAUUUAGAUGCAAAACUAAGCGUUCAAUGCAAUUCAAUUUAGUUUUGCAUCGUGGAUGGUUUUCAAUCAAACUUUCGAUUCAACCCAUGUGUAUGUUGAUUUACAUGUCGUGUAAAUUUCAUUAUUUCUUUCUGUGUACAUGAGGAAACAUUAUCAUGUUGUAAUAAAUAUUUCUAAUUUAGAAAAUGUACCAGCACAAUCAUUUAUGAAGAUGUCCUCCAUGCAUUCUGAUAGUUGUUUCUAUAGUUUUAGAUAGAUAUCAUUUUAUUUGAUCUCGUUAGUGCUGUAUCGAUUAUAUCGCUUUGUGCUGCUGUUUCGAGAAGUAUAUUAAAAAUAUAAAGUACUUCCGGAAUUGCUACCUUAUUCAGAAAAUAGAAACAAACAAAUUCUACUUUUUCGAUUUUGUCUACAAACUCAUCGUGUUCGGGUAGGAAGGUAACCUCACCCAAAGAACAGUCAAGUGGCACUUUCGGUUGGACGAGAGGGCUUGAUGACAAAUCGGCUAUUUACUCUGAAAAGAUUUAUCAGGCAAUUUUGAAGCUUUUGACGAGAAUAUUUUAGAACUUUAUCUAUUGAUACCAAGUUAUUGGAUGGAGUAUAGUUUCUGAAUUCCGUGGAAUAGUUUUAAGCCAACGCUUCUGGCAGUUCUUCAACUGCUUGAACUAAUGAGUCCCGCACAUACUCACUAUCCGAAACACACUCCAUCAACGUAUUUCAUCGAUUUUUCUUUUGAUUUUCGCGAACGAGCGUUGCUUUCCUUUUCUUAAAUGGACGAGGCAUUUUCAAAAGAUUGCAAAACUUGAUCUGCUUGUUUAUUUUUUGCAUUCCUUUGUGACGGUAAAUAAGAGAACCGAAUUGGAGAUAACUUGGAGGGGAAGCAAUAUUUGAAAUGGAAAUAAGGGAAACGCUAUCGUUAUUUAAAAAAAUAUGUACGAAAGUAGUUUUGAUCCGUAAAUUGAACUCUAUCAAUAUGCGACUAAUAGGAAAUAAAUCCGUUUUGAGUGCAUUGAACGGUUUGUUUUUUUAUUAUGUAUGGCAUCACUGCCAAUAUGAAAGGACGGUAUUACCAAUACUGAAGCACGCUGGCAAACUUUUAAUCGUGAAUUUUUGGAAAAUUUUAGUUAUGAGUUAUCCAGAGCUUUUCUAAUAUAAUUUUUAGAUAGGAGGAUAAGUUUAUCGGUGAAGAA